This is a messenger RNA of Fusarium subglutinans, 1338 nucleotides long. RefSeq names its product salicylate hydroxylase. The record is from RefSeq and is a predicted model, not a curated record. Lineage: Eukaryota; Fungi; Ascomycota; Sordariomycetes; Hypocreales; Nectriaceae. Gene Ontology annotation, molecular function: FAD binding. The transcript is spliced from 5 exons. Gene Ontology annotation, biological process: secondary metabolite biosynthetic process. The coding region runs from base 1 to 1338 and encodes 445 amino acids.
AUGACAAUCCAGUCCAACGAAUUCAAUGUCGCCAUUGUCGGCGCCGGCGUCGCUGGCCUUGCGCUUGCAAUGGCACUGCACAGAAAGGGAGUGCCCUUUACCAUCUACGAGGAAGCAAAGGAAUACUCCGUUGUAGGUGCCGGUAUCGGAUUCGGUCCAAAUGGUAUGCAAGCCUUGGAUCUGAUGGAGCCAGGCUUCCGCCCUCUCUACGAAGGCUUGUGUGUUGGAAAUAAGUCUGCCGAUGCCGAAUGGGUCUUCUUCGAGGGAUACCUACUCGAGCCUGGUCUCGGUGACAACAAGCCUUGGGCUGGCAACCUCAAGUCGGCAUGGGGCCAUCAGGACUACGUUCGCAAGUCUGCCCACCGGAAGGAAUUGCUAGACAUAAUGACAAGCUUCAUUCCCAUCGAUAGCGUCAAGUUCAACAAGAAGCUCGUCUCCAUUAAAGAGUACACAGAUAGAGUCAUGUUGGAGUUUGCGGACGGUGAGAUUGCUACACACAGCAUCCUGGCUGGCUCCGAUGGUAUUGCAAGUAUUGUGCGAGAGUAUCUCCUCAGGCCAACCCAUCCCGAGGAAGCACUUCCGGUGUACUCUGGUGCUCACUGCUACCGAGCCGUCAUCCCGAUGGACGAGGCAUAUGAGAUUAUGGGCGAAAAGACCGAUGUCGCAAAGAUCUACUUUGGUCAUAACAGAGGAGCGGUCUCGUACAGAAUCACUGGAGGCAAAAUCAUCUCUGCGCAGGAGCUCAACUUCCUUCUCAUCAAGGCUACACCAAACGAACCAUGGCCUUAUCCAGGUAGGGUCACCAAGCAAAUCACACAGGAGGAGAUGCUAGCCGACUUUGAUGGCGACAACAUUGAUGAUCGAUUCCGAAGACUCGUAGCCAAGGCAAAGCCAGUCAAAUGGGGUCUAUUCCAUCACGCCAAGACUUCAACCUAUUACAAAGACAGGGUCUGUAUCCUUGGAGACAGCGCCCACGCCUCGAUGCCAUUCCAAGCAGCUGGUGCAGCUCAGGGUGUCGAAGAUGCGCUCGUGCUAGCCUACAUCCUCGAAGAGCUUAUGAAGAGCCCUACUCGAGGUUCAGAGCAACUUAAGGAGAUCAAUGCCGGUCUUGCGGCAUAUGAUGCUGUCAGGAGACCUCGGGCGCAAAAACAGCUUGAUCGUGCGUUUGAGGUCGGCAAGAUGAUUUAUUUCCAGCAUCCAGAGUGUGGAGACGACAUGACCAAGAUUCUGCACAAGUUGCAGAAUGGUUGGCUGGACUGGCUAUGGUUCCCCGACUUGAAGGCCGAUGUUGAGACAGCUUUGUCACAAAUGCGGAACGACGUGCAGAAGAAAGCAUAA